This is a messenger RNA of Ambispora leptoticha, 1602 nucleotides long. The record is from the annotation of a GenBank genome assembly. NCBI's taxonomy places the organism in Eukaryota, Fungi, Glomeromycota, Glomeromycetes, Archaeosporales, Ambisporaceae.
AUGUUUCGACACGCAUUUCGUCGUCUUCCCUACUUUAGUUCAAAAACACUAAACCGAUCCUUUUCUACCUCCAAGGCACGCCAUGCCAAUACAGACUACGACGCACUUGUACUCGGUGCAUACAAGGACGGUUCCUUUGCGGAGACAAUCACCAAAGAAAUUCCAUCGAGUACUCAAGAGACUAUUCGACAAAACUUAAAGUUAUCGAAUGCAAAAGGAAAAUUUGGUGAAGUUCGUGUUUUUUAUGGUAUCGCCGAGGAGUCUAGCAAUGUCCCGAAACAGAUUGCUGUCGUUGGAUUGGGGAAAAAGAGUAGUGAUGAGAAAGGAGAGGUAGAUUUGAGCGAAGCACUGGAGAAGGCUCGGCAUGCGGCAUGUGUGAGAGUUUUACGUGAACAAGGAGCAAAAUUUAUUGGGGUUGAUCCAAUGACUCAUGAACAUGGUGCAGCUGAAGGCGCAUCUUUAGGAUUAUACAGUUAUGAUAGCCUGAAAUCCAAGAAAAACCAAAGACCAGAAGUAAAAUUUGGACGUUACGGCGAAUCACCAUCAUCAGAAUUAUCCGAACUCACGUGGGAAACUGGUCUCAUAUAUGCAGACGCACAAAAUUUUGCGCGUUAUCUCGCCGAAACUCCUUCAAAUUUAAUGACACCUUCGAUUUUCGUCGAGAAUGUAAUAUCGAAAUUGGAUGGUUUAAAGAACGUUGAAAUUCAUGUUCGAGAUCAAGGAUGGGCGAUUAAUAACAAUAUGGGUGCAUUUUUGGCAGUGGCCAAAGGGUCUACUGAACCGUUACGGUUUUUGGAGAUUCAUUACAAAGGUGGAAAAGAAGAUGAAAAACCUUUAGCUUUAGUUGGCAAAGGUAUUACUUUUGACUCUGGUGGGAUUUCAAUAAAACCUUCACAGAAUAUGGCAGCUAUGAAAGGCGACAUGGGUGGCGGUGCGGCAGUUGCAGCAUCAUUAUAUGGACUAGCAAAGUUGCAGGUUCCCAUAAAUAUAGUCGCUUCCAUUCCGUUAUGUGAGAAUAUGCCUUCUGGUCAUGCCAUAAAACCAGGAGACGUUGUUAAAGCGAUGAAUGGCAAGUCGAUUGAGAUUGACAAUACGGAUGCAGAAGGUCGCUUGAUUCUUGCUGACGCUAUUUAUUAUACAAGUUCAACGUAUAAACCGCACAGUCUGAUUGAUCUUGCUACCUUGACAGGAGCAAUUGGAAUCUCGCUAGGGGAAGUAUACGCCGGUGUAUUCACAAACUCUGAAAGUUUAUGGACACAACUCUCUAACGCCGGCAAAACUACACAUGAUCCAUUCUGGCGUAUGCCACUACAUCCUGCCUACAAAAAACAGAUCAAAAAGUCCACAGUCGCUGAUAUUGUAAAUAAUAGCGGAAGGAUGGGUAGUUCUUGUUCGGCUGCUGGAUUUUUGGAAGAGUUUGUGUAUGGCGAUGAUAUAGAAAAAGCCGCAGAAACGGAUGUUGUUCCGGAUAAAAUUCGAUUUGCCCACAUUGAUAUUGCGGGUGUUAUGGAUACAAAUGAUGAUUCGGGAUAUACGACUAAAGGCAUGACUGGACGUCCCACGCGAUCUAUUAUUGAGUUUGCCAGAAAGAAUACUUUUUAG